This is a messenger RNA of Symbiodinium natans, 7821 nucleotides long. The record is from the annotation of a GenBank genome assembly. Lineage: Eukaryota; Dinophyceae; Suessiales; Symbiodiniaceae.
AUGGCUGACCUGUCAGACUCUAGUGAAGAGUUGUGGUCGUGCCUGAAGCAGGAGACAGAGGCGUGGUAUGCCCUUUACUUGGCAACGGAUCCCCUCAGCAGGCUCUCCCUUCGCACCGAUCCCUCACCUGCCUUGAUGUCUUCCAAAUGGAACAGGACUCGCACUCGAAUGGAGUCCAUGAUCCUCGAGGCCUCGCCCAGCGAGGUGAAGGAAGAAAUAUCCGCAGCCCGCAUCGCUGGCAUUUUCCCUGUCAUGUGUCGGCUGUACGUUAUCUUCGGCCCCGGUUCCUUGCAGGAGCGAGAAGAAGGCCUUCGUCGUUUGACAAACCCUCAAGCUGCCAAAAGUCCCAAAGAAGCGGUCGCUGAGCUUCGGUCUUGGCGUCGGUGGUGCAGCAGAUUCGUGUCGCUGGGUGGAACGCUACCAGACCCCAGCAUCCUCCUCAAGGCCUUGAACACCAUCACCGCCAAGCCCCUGCAAGAUUUCCCGGAGAUCCAGUUCCGAAUUUCUCUCACGAGGGCGAGCCUUCAGGUUGAUGUGCUGCCUACGUCAGCCAAGGUGGACCAGCUGCAUCAGCAUCUGUUGAGUGAGCUUGAGGUGGUGAGCCGCCUGAAGUCCGGGGAUGCGUGCAAAGCUCAGGCUAUAGACACCCCUGGCACCUCAGCGCCCCAGAAGCCCCCGAAGCUUGAUCCCUCCAAAGACAAACCCAAACCGGAGCCAAAGGCGGUUGCCGUACCUAAAGGUGGGGCCGGUGACGAGGUCCCGGCGUCUUCGGAGGAUUGCCGUGCCUUUCUUCGCGGUGGUCAAGGUUGCAGAUAUGGGGGCAAGUGCCGUCGCCCGCACAAUUGGGCCAGCAUCCCUAAGGAUCGGCGGGCAAACCUCUGCAUCAACUGUGGCGGAGAAGGCCACAGGGCGGAUGGCUGCGCCAGGCCUAAGAGGGAUAAGCCAGGUGAUAGUUCCUCAGCCCCGUCACCCGCUAAGAAGCCUCCCAACCCACCUAAGCCAAAAGGUAACCUUCCGGAUGCCCAGCAGGUGCAAGGCCUUGUGACAGGAGCUGCAAAGUUGCUAGAAGCUCUUGGAAGCACUCCGAAGGCUCCACCUCCCGCCAGGGACACUACUCUUCCCACGCAGGCGGGGGCUGCGCAAGCACAGGCGGUGCCCAUCGCUGGGACUCCUGUCCUUUCGUUGGAUGCCCUGCAGGAACAGCUGGCAUCUUUGCAGAAUCAGCUUGCGCAGGGCUCGCAAGCCCAGGCAAAGGUUGUCGCCGAGGUUGCAUCGUUGGACCAUCAGACGGCCGAGGUGUCAGAUAGAGCUCUCCUGGAUAGUGGGGCGACCCAUGCUGUGUCGGCCACAUGCAAUGGCCCUACCUUUCCUUGUGAAGUUGCUCUCGCGGGCGAUCAGGUCCAGGUAUGGCGAAAGAAUGCCUGCGGUACCCUCAAUCCUCCUUCAACCGAGGGCUCACGACCACAAACGCUGCUACCGCUCGGUCAACUUGUGGGACGGUUGGGUUGUAAGGUGAGUUGGUGUAGGCGUAAGGGCUUACGGUUGAACCACCCCAAGCGGGGGCCACUACAAACUUUCCUUUCGGCCAAAGGAUGCCCCGAGCUUCCUGAAACUAUGGCCCAGGAGCUCAUCCGUGAGCUGGAGGAUCAACAAACCUCGGAGUUUCAGAGCACAGUGGCCCGAACGAUAGGGGCAAUCCAGGCCAAUGCAGGUGGGUCCUCUUCCCAAGCUCUCGUGGAGUAUGUUCGGGAGGGUUCAAUCUCCAGAGCAACCGCGGCGCUCCUCGUCUGCCCAGCUCUCCGAGGCUUCGAGCAAGCACAGGUGUUGGAACUUGCCCAGGCUGUGAGCUCAGGGGACGCCGAUGGAUGGCGACUGCUAAAGGACCUUCCAUACACCCGCCGUCUUCGCAAGCGUCUGUUCAAGAACCAGUGGUGGGUGAACUUCGGCCCCAAGGUCAGUCGCUCCUUGUCCGAUGCCAUUGCACACCGGGGUUACUGUGUCCUGGAGGCUUCCGAGCUUGUUGGCAAAGCUGAGCUGAUUCCGGUGCUGCUUUGGGCGUGUGCUACCGGUCGUUUCGCAGGCUCCAUGUGCUGGGGGGGUGCAUCACCAGUCCCUCUAUCUGAGUCACAGGAGCUGUGGUCAAGGUGGUUCUGGGCUGUAGCUUCGGUUUUUCAAGGGGUUUGUCUUCCCUUUCUGGUUGAGGGUGUUGCCCACCAGGAUCAGCGGACCCGUGAGUUCGCCCGUUGGGGACAAGCUUGGACUGUUCAGUUCUCUGAGACCCGUGUUGCCGCCACUAACCUUGACCUUCGGCAUGUGGACUCUCGAGUGCUGCAUGAUCUGCAAGGCACGGCCUGCCUAGAAACCGAAAUUCAGCGAGCCUUAUGCGGCGAGGGGCCCAGCCUUCCGUACCUUGCAGCGGCCUCUGCGCUACCUGAUGCUUCCACUCCAGGCCCUGUGCCUGACGUCGAAGCAAUCGGGAUCGAGGAAGCUGGCUCUGGUGCUCAGCCAGGCGAUCUUGACUCUUUUGGGGAAGAGUUCCUGAGGGAUCUAGAGGCGUUGAUCGACAAGGAUGUUGGUCAGGAUGUUCCAGGGGAGCCUCCAGAAGACCCAAAAAACCUUUCACUUCCGAUGUCAAUGCAAGAUCUCAGAGCUGCCGAGCCGGAUCCCAAUGACCUUUCCGAAAAAGACAAGAGCAAGGUCGCAAUGUCGCCGAAAGAAAGGGCCUCAUGGCGACGCCAUAUCACCGCUGGCCAUCUCCCCUACAGACGAGAUUGCCUCGCCUGCACCAUGGGCGCAGGUCUAGGAAUUCAACAUCGUCGCGUUCGCUUCAAGGAUAGCUUCUCAAUGUCUUGGGACAUCAGCGGGCCGUUUCGUGAAGUUGGCAAGACUGGCAAACACUCAGGUUUCCGGUACCUGUUCGUAGCAGGGGUUCGUGUGCCAACCUGCCUGUUCCGAGAUGCAGCCACCUCAGCGCCCGGUCCUUCUGCUAACAAACCUGAUCCGGGGUCUCCGACCUUGCAGUCAUCAACCCCAGGACAAGUAGCUGCACCCGCGCAGUCGCCCCAGCAAGGUGAGCUUGACUGGAACUCCGAUUACUCCCCUACUGAAGGAGGGGAAAUCGAUCCAGACAUCCUGUUCUCCGAGCUUGAGCCACCAGCUGUUGAGGAGGAGGAGAGCCUGCCAGAGCAUCUCCCGCCUAUUGAAGCACCUGCGCCUAAGGUUGAGUCCGUGCUGGAUGAAGGGCCUUCCAUGUCAGAUGAUGAAAUCGAUAAAAUGGUCGCUUCCCUCCGGCAUCCUGUUGACCAAGUGCUCCUCAGGUUUGCGGUUCCUCUGCGCAACAGGCAAUCCAAGUCUCUUCUGUCGGCAAUACAGUAUGUGGUGACUGAGACCAACAGGUUGGGAAUACCGAUCAAAAUCUGUCACAGCGACAAAGAAGGACAGUCAGAGGAGAUCCAAAGCUGGUUGCGACAAAAUUGCAUAGUUCCCAGCAACACCCAGGGGGCUGACGCCAAAUCGAAUGGCUUGGCUGAACGGCUAGUGUCAUGGUUCAAAGCUCGAAUGAGACUCCAUCUCACGGCCGGGAAGGUCCCUGUGCAAUUCUGGCCUUACGCCGCCCAGUUCGCCUCACAAGAUCACCUUGAUGGUCUGUUGGACCGCCGGCCACCUCAGCUCACCUUCGGAAGGCAAGUGCUGUUCAGGGCGAAGGCUAUGACUAAUGAAGCAAAGAAGGUGUUUUCCACCUGGGAGUGGGGCCGCUACUUGGGUCGUUCAAUGAUCUCGGCAGAGGGGCAUCACAUCCUUAAGGAUUCCACCGGGGCCGUCAUUACCAGCAGAUCCGUACGAGCAGGUUUGGUUGACGUUGACGAUGAGCUCCUUGAACCCCUUGUGGCUGAGGACCCAAAGCCAGUUGUCAUGCCUGUUCCCCCACAUCGUCUCCGGGAAAAAACGUAUGUCGCCAAGGUGGCUGAGCAGGAGUUGAUGGCUGAAGAGCAAGCUUCAAAGCUACUGCGCUCUGGAAACAUCACUCCUCAAGCAGUAUCUCGGAUGCUGCAGCACUUGGUCCAGGAACCAGCUGCAGACAUGAAGCGACGCGGACACUCCAGCGGCCAUUGGUACCUGGGCGGGUUUCGUCGAGGGCCCUUCUCGGGCAUUACCAAGGCCACCAAUGGGUUGCCUCAAGUGCUUCAGGUGCUCAACCAAUUCCUGCUUGGAAAAGCGCGGGCCAAAGGCGUACCAGAUUUCCGUUGGGUUUCUGUGGGUCUUUUCGCCAACCCUGAGGUGCCUGUGCAUAGGGACUUUCACAAUGAAGGCUCAAACUUUGGGCUUGUGAUACCGGGUAUUACCAACCUAUGGACAGAAGAGGCAUUGAACUCCUCUUCAGUUCCCGCCGGUCAGUUGGCUCCUCGCCAAGCAACCGCGCCAGGAUACCUAACGCCCCUAAAGCCAGGACUCCAGUUUAACCCCAAGACACCCCAUGCUGUGGUUCGUACCCCGGAGUGGGUUGUAGUCGGUUACACCCCUAAUGGCUUCUCGGUCGACGUCGAACGAGACCGACUGCAAGCCCUAGGUUUUCGGGUGCCAGAUGCCACCAGGGGCAGGAUACCACAAGCCGCUGUGGUGUCUCCUCCGCUUGUGCCAGGUCCAAAGGUUCAAGACGAUCAGGUGCCAGCUAGUGGCGUGCCAACCGCAUCUCCCUCGGUCGCAGCUCAGGGCAUCAGACCCUUGGAGCAUGUCCCAGGCGUGCCAGGUGCUCUAGGUCUACCAACAGGUGCAUUCUCCCCGGUCGCAGCUCAGGGCGUCGGACCCUUGGAGCAUGUCCCAGGCGUGCCAGGUGAAGCAGGUCUGCCUGCAGCUGUCACUCCUGCCAUAUCCACGUCCUUGAGAAGCCCGGCUGAAGGCCCUCCGGCCUCCAACACGACUACCAUCUCUGAACCUUCCACGGGCUCAAAUGCCAGUCUCCCAAACCUCCAGGCGAUUUCUGAGAAGAAGGGUGAGGUAAUCCCAGCUGCCCAGGCUUGUCCUGCUUGGCUUCCACGCCUUUCAGCCACUCGAGCUGAUCCAAGUCCUAGGAUCACUUCCGGACCUUCCCAGCUUAAGUCAGUUGAGCCCGCGGUCAUCGAAAACAUAGAAGCUCAUCUGGCGGACCUCGACGCCAAUGGGCGCAAGUUGGAGAUCACUCACACAGCUUCUCCAAAGGAGGCCAGGCAGCACUUGGAAAAAUGGAAGGAAUCGAUGGAGGAAGAACUGAAUGGUCAGUUGGCUUCAGGUUGUUUGACUCGCCGAGACGGAGAGGAAGCACGACAGCUUUUGAAGCGUCCGGAUGCUGAAGUCUUGAGCAGCCUGAAUGUGUGGACCGUCAAGCCACCCAAGCCCAACAGCAACAAGAUGUACAGGCGAAAAGUCAGGACCGUGGCCUGUGGAAAUCAAAGCGAGGUCACCAGUGAAGUGAACACUUACGCCUCCGGUGCCAGAGCUGAGUAUGUCCGGUUAGCUUUGAGCUUGGCAGCAAACAACGGUUGGGAUGCCUUUACAACAGACAUCUCCCAGGCGUUCCUGCUGGCGCCAAAGCCAGAGCAGCGAACCAUACUUCUCCGACCAACCCGGGAGCAUGUGUCAUUAGGGUUGGCCUCCCCCACGGAACUGUGGGAAGUCAACCGGGCAGUCUACGGACUCCGGGAGAGUCCAAAGUGGUGGUCAACCUACCGGGAUAGUUGUCUCCGUACCGCAGCGUGGGACAACUAUCACCUUGAAGCCACUUCGUGCGAUUCCAUGUGGACUGUCAAAGAUGACAAGGGUGCCACCUGUGGCAUAGUUGUCACAUACGUUGAUGACUUCUUGAUCCUUGGUAACCGCGCAAUGGCCUCUGGAUUCCGUUCGCACCUUUCCUCAGAGUUUGGGUGGGCCUCGUCAGAACUUGAAGGUUGCGAGCAGCCAGGAGAUAGUUUGAAGUUCUUGGGAAUGGAGAUUGAAAGGCUUCCUCAAGGUUAUCGUGUGCACCAACGGCCUUACAUCGAGCAACUCCUGUCUGCUUACGAUGUCGGCCACCCUGUGAGGACACCUCUGCCACGAAUUCAGGAGGAGCCAGACGUGGUGCCCUCCUCGCCAGAAUCCUUGAAGCAAGCGCAAAAAGUGCUGGGAGAACUCUUAUGGAUCUCCCAGCGUUCUCGUCCUGAUGUCAGUUUUUCAGUAUCUCUGCUUGCAUCAUGGGUGCAUCGCAACGCGCAGGAGGUGAUAAAGUUGGCCCUCCGUGUGCUUUCAUAUGUGGCCACGACUAAGGAGGAGUGCUUGCAUUUUGAACGCCAGAGUUCCCGUGGAGAGCCACCACUCGUGUGCUACACCGACGCAUCGUUCUCGCCAUAUGGCGGUCGGUCGGUUUCGGGCUUAGCUAUAGUGGUUCAGGGCUGUCUCGUUUCGUGGCGGGCAAAUAAGCAGGCUUUCGUGGUCUUAUCCUCCUCGGAAGCAGAGCUGGUGUCUGCAACCGAAGGAGUCGUUCAGGCCCAGAGUCUCAUGCCCCUCCUCCAGGAGUUGGGAACCACCUGUAAGCAGGUUGCACUGCGGGUGGACAACACCUCGGCAAUCCACCUCCUUCAUGGGCGGGGAGCCAAUAGAACCCGUCACCUUCGUGUCAGAGCCGCAUACGUGUCGGAGUUGAUCGAAUCUGGCGAGGUCGCGGUUGAGCACCAACCGGGGAAGGAGCAGUUAGCUGACGCUUUCACAAAGAUUCUCCCUUCACCUCGGUUGUGUUUCUUGAAACAGCUGUUAAAGCUCCGCUCUGAGAACCCCGGUCCGGACCUGGGAGAGGACACUGUGGAUGAAGAUACUUUUGCAGAUGAAGCCCCGAGUCCGCAAAUUGCCUCAGCGGAUGUCGCCAGGGAUUUGUCAAGUCCCCGUUCUGUGGCUUCUCCUUCUGUGCUUGCCAGCGUGUCAAGAUGGUUGACUGGGCUAGUGACGUUUUGCCAGGCUACCUCAUGUGCUGGGGAAAGGGCACUCACCGUUGCACCCGGGGUUGAGGAGGAGGCGGCGGAAGGAGUCCCCUUAGGAAUCCGAGUGGAUUUCACACUGGCCACCUACCUUGGACUGUUGAUUGUGUUGCUAGUUGCCCUAUGCUGCUGGGAAGGGGUGCAUCGAUGCAGUCGACCACAGCCUCUUACCGCGCAAGCCAAAGCUGUUCGACACCAGACCCGAAAGAGCAAGAAAAUUGAAGAGAAAGUGCAGGAGGCUGUGGCUCGGGAGAUCCAAGGUCUUCGCCAUCGAGGCGCAGCCCAAACCUCUUCCGGGGCUCCAGCGUCUCCUGAGAGCGAGUCAGCCUCUACCUUGGAGCAAUCUGCCCCUUCGUCCCAGCUCUCUUCUUCAGCAGGCCGUUCAGCCGAAGUUCCUGCUUUAACUUUCGGGCCGGUUGUUCAACCGAUAUCUUCGGACUCUCAACCUCCGUCGAGCACCUCCCUCCCAUUUUCCAAGUCAAGGGCUGCCCCAGCCAGUAGCGCUCGGAGCAGUCAUCAGGCUUCACCGCAUCUCUCCGAGCGUGUUCCGACGAUGGUCAAUCCCAUGAGUGCCGUGAAUCCCGGGCCCUCGAAGGGCUCUCAUGUUCGACCUCCAACUCUUGUGGACCAGGAGGUGCAAACCGUGCACUCCGGUGACCUGGCAAUUCCUUUGUCUGCCUUAAACCGAGGCAUUCCCACCGGAUCAAUCAUGACCACCAUGCAGCGAGGUGGAGUUGUUCACCUGUACGAUGACUGUUCAUCGCUGGGCGUUCCAGCCUACCGGCAGACUCGCACUUUCUGCCGAACCUGUCUUCAUAGGGUAGGGUUGGGUAAUCCAUAG